AACGCAAGAUACAAGUCAAGUCUGCGAUCGAGACACAAAAGAAAAAUAUUGAACACAAGAAAAACGUAAUCGCUGAUCUUGAAAGACAGUGUAAACAAAUUGAAGCGCGAGGCAAUGCAGUGAAACGAGACAUCCACAAGUUUGCUGAGAACAUGAUCUCACUCAUUGAAACAAAGAAGAAGGAAAUGUUAAACAAAGCUGAUAAACAAAUUAGAGAAUCCCUUGGAUGUGUGCGAACUCAACAACGCGAGGUCCAGCGUCAAGUCAAACUACUUGAAACAGCAGUCGAAAAAACGGAAACACUUUUAAAACGAUGUACAAAUGCCGAGAUUACACAGUUAGAUAAGUCACUGAAUACGGUCUUACCUGAGGAAGUCAGUGAUAUUGGAAAACAAGCCGCGACUGACCUUGAAGGUCUUCGUCAAUUCCUUUUCAAAGAAAACAAAACAUUACUUGACAGUCUUAACUCUGACAACAUCGGCUCAUUUCAAACUUUUGUGACAAACACUUGCGCUCAUCAGUCAACCGCCGAAGGGAAAGGAAUCAGUGAGGCGAGAGUUGGACUUGAAUUAAACUUUCUAUUAACAACAAGAAAUGCCGAAGGAGAACAAUGUUACAAUCAGCGUGACUGUGUAAACGUGGAAAUAAAAAAUCAGCAAGGCCAUGACUGUGCGACGGAAGUGCGACUCAAAGAUGAGAAAGAUGGUAGCUACAAAGUCAGAUAUUUCCUCAAAGAUAUAGGAAAAUGCCAAGUAUCAGUGAAAAUAAAUGAAGAACACAUUCGUGGUAGUCCAUUUCCUGUUAAACCGAAACCCCGACAGUUCAGACACGUGUUAUCUUUUGGACAAAAAGGCUCGUCCGUUGGAAUGCAAUGCAGUCCAUAUGGAGUGGCAGUGAAUGAACGAGAUGAAAUUGCAGUGACUGAAAUUGGUAACCACAGGGUUCAGGUAUUCAGUAGUGAUGGAACUUACUUAAGAUCUUUUGGUAGGAGGGGUGAUAAACAGGGAGAGUUUAAUUUUCCUACUGGGAUAGCAUUUAAUAAAAAUAGUCGCAGUUUAGUAGUAGACAACAACCGAGUUCAAUUGUUUAAUGAUCAGGGUGAGUACCUGAGCCAGUUUGGUGGUAAAGGAAAUCUUGAUCACAAGCUGAGGAAUCCUUUGGGUUUAUCUGUCGACAGGAAUGAAAAUAUCAUUGUUGCCGAUGCGGGCAACAAAGUUAUAAAAAUCUUUUCUCCCAGUGGCCAGUUUUUGUAUAAACUCGGUGAAGGUGAAGGUGAAGGUUUUACUUCUCCUUGUCACUGUAUUCAAUAUGACAAAUAUCUAAUAGUGUCAGACGAUGGUGAUCAUUGUAUCAAAGUGUUUGAUAUAAAUGGCAACUUUUUGUACAAAUUUGGAAAUAAGGGGAACAGGGACGGGGAGUUUCGCACACCCAGUUUUUUGUCAGUUAACAAGGCAGGACACCUGAUGGUCUGUGACAGAGACAAUCACAGAGUUCAGGUAUUUGAACUGAGUGGUAAGUUUAUAACAAAGUUUGGAAAACAAGGGAAUGGGCCAGGAGAGUUCAAGGCUCCAAUAUCUACAGCAGUUCUUAGUGAUGGUAGGAUAGUUGUAGCUGAUUGGUGGAACAAUCGCAUUCAGAUAUUUGAGUAAACGUGGAUAAUUUAUCUACCAUCACAUUCAGACUACAAAUUACUUCUAAAAAGUUGUUUUCACCUCAUCUUCAAAUCAUUUCUCGAAUGAGCUUUUCGUCGUAGUCUCAGUGAAAAGAACAUUGUAAAACUUUGAGUCAGUGGAUUCCAUUUUGCUCAUUGUAUAGUUACAAGUUCGUGCGUUAGGUUUUCCAUCACGAAAGAGAAAAUAAUAUCCCACUUUUUUUCUCUUGCUAACGGUAAACCUAAGAAAAGUGUUUUCUUAGCUUGGUUAUUUUGCUUAAAUAAAUGGAAAUUAAUUAAAAGUAGAUUAAAAUGACCCGUUUUGAACUUUCAGAGAGAGGCCAUUAGAAAAACAAUAAGUUAACUGCAAACUGGUUAUUGCCAUUUUCAAUCAAAUUCGCCAAGAUUUCAUUUACAAAUUGUCGUUGUUGCUUUUGUCGUUUUUCCAUGAGCUCAGAUGGACAACACCUUCUUUUUCCUCUGUUGUUGGCUAUUCACUUUUCUAAUGGCUCGUCCUUCAGUUCACUUGUUAUAAACGAAUAAUGCUGGUGUAUCU
Messenger RNA from Pocillopora verrucosa, 2207 nucleotides. The record is from RefSeq and is a predicted model, not a curated record. Lineage: Eukaryota; Metazoa; Cnidaria; Anthozoa; Scleractinia; Pocilloporidae.